Selaginella moellendorffii is the source of this 1765-nucleotide messenger RNA. RefSeq names its product sodium/potassium/calcium exchanger 1. The record is from RefSeq and is a predicted model, not a curated record. Gene Ontology annotation, molecular function: protein binding. The coding region runs from base 369 to 1619 and encodes 416 amino acids. The transcript has a single exon. Lineage: Eukaryota; Viridiplantae; Streptophyta; Lycopodiopsida; Selaginellales; Selaginellaceae.
AUUGGUGAUCAUUAAGGCCAAUGGCCUAGGUUUGGCUUUCCCAUUGCACUUUGGCUUGGCCGACCUACCAUCUUCCCAAAGUGGAGGAAUGGACGUCAUAAUUUGUGGAAGUUGAGGGCUCGCGUACGCGCGGCCCUCUCCAAAUAUAGAAACCCUAAGUUGGAUCUCUAAAUAUAGAGAAGGUUUAGUAUUGACUUUAAUUAAGCGAUAAAACCUAAGCCCUAAUGAAAAAGUUAAAAAAUUAGGGUUCUUGCAUUUGACUUUAACUUGAGCAGUAAAAUGAUUCUAUUCGAGAAAAUAGGGUUCUCUCUCUCCAGGGACAAGGAAAGGGUUUUUGAGCUCCAAGGCCGCAUUUUGAUGGAGCGGUCAUGGAAGGUAUGAUCAUGGAACAGCAGCCGCAGCAGCAGGAGGAGAAUGGAUUGGAUUCUUCUUUCUCGGCUCCUAGGAAUUCCAAGAGGCAGCGAAGGCCGAGUGUGCGCUUGGGCGAGAUUGGCGACGUUCCCCUAGCGCUGUUUCUCGAGAAUCGGCCUUCUUUCAAGAGGAGGAAGAAGCGCGCGGCGGCGGCGGCCCAGGUUUGUCCCUCUUUGCUGCCGGAUGUGGUGGAAGAGGAGGUGGAGGAUGAUCCAACCGCGGUGGACAUGACGGGUUUCCAUCUCCAGGAGGCGCUGGAGUCGCCGCCAUCGAAAACCAAGGCUUUGGAGCUCGUCCACGAUGCUGAGGAGAGGAAGAGCGGUGAGAAUGGGAACGAGGCGGAGAUGAUCGAGCAGGCGGCCGAGGUGGAGGAGCACGAUCAAGCCGCCGAGAAUGGCGAGGACGAGGAAGAGAAAGGUGGCGGCGGCGAGGAGAGGAAGAGAGGCGAGGAGAAGAAGAAGAAGAAGAAGAGGCGGCGGCUAGGGAAUGGUGGUAGCGGUGGGAAGAAAGGGAGGAAGAAAUCCUCCUCUUCUUCGUCUUUCACUGUCAAGAACUGGGGAGCCAGGAAAGUUGUGGCGGCUGGUGAGGAGGAUGGCUCGAAGAGCUCGUCGCUGGCUAAAGAGAACGAGGAGAUGGCCGCCGAGGUGGAGGCUCGAGAGAGCAAGGAAGGAGAGAUGGAGGAAGCGAGGGAGGAAGCAGUAGAAGAAGAGGAAGAGCUUCCGCAGGACGAAGAAGAGCUCGAGGUGGAAGAGAAGAAUGCCUCUCAAGGUCUGUUUGAUCAGGCAAACGAAAGCGAUGCUUUGGUAGAAGCCAUCGAUCCGGAGGAGCGAUUGCUGGAAGAAGGUGAUGGUGGCGAUGGUGAGAACUUCCCAGCCAGCGGAGUGCGGGAAGAGAACCAAUCUCGCCAAGUAAACCGAGAAGAAGAACGCGAAGAAGAAGUUCCAGAGACUAGGACGCAGCAAACCACGAGUAAAAGUGGCGAGCUCAACCAGGAAGAGAGCUUCGUUUUGCCGGAGCUCGUAAGGAAGUGGCUCGAGGAACGAAGGCUGGCCAAGUAUAUGGACGUGUUUGAGCUCCAUGAAGUGGACGAGGAGGCUCUUCCACUGCUCACCAUGGAGGACUUGCGAGAGAUGGGAAUCCACGCCGUGGGCUCUCGCCGGAGGAUGUUCCACGCAAUCUUGAGUCUCUCAUCUCGCAGCUCGGAUUGAAAAAAAAAAAACGAAAAAGAGGAAGGACGAAAAAAAGGCUCGAAAGCGUCAAAAGAGCGUCGAGCAAACAGCUUCCUUUGUAACAAUUCCCAGGUACAUUGUUCGUUGGCUAUUCCAGAUUAAAAACCACGAUAUGCGUUUUGUUU